UCCAGCACGCUACGCUGCGUGUGUGUUAUGUGUGCCGUGGUCUCAGCCCAGCAGUGUUGACAAAAGGGUGAAAAGAAGCGGCCGAGAAGAACCGAACCCAGGGGCCCGGGCCACUCCAGCAGCUCCAGCGCUCACAGGAAUGUAACUGCGUUCGCCUGAUCGUUUUAUAUCUCGCAAUUGAUGGGAGUUUGAGGAUCUCUCCGUGGGAAGGAACAGGAAAACUCGUGGGUUUUUUGGCCGUUUUGAGGGCCAAGAUUUCGCUGCCGCUCCGCCGCUGCUUGGGGAGAGGCUGUACGCACCGAGCUGGAGGUAGCCCGAACACUUAGCCUCGUAGCUUUCCUGAACGUAGGAUAAACUUCCUCGCCCGCCGCCGUCUCCGUCGCGAACCGCAGAGGAUCAAGCAGGGCUAUGUCCUCGGCAGCCACCACGUCUCCAUCUGUGGACAAAGUGGACGGAUUUUCACGGAAGUCUGUCAGGAAGGCCAAGCAGAAGCGGUCGCAGAGUUCGUCCCAGUUCCGCUCUCAGGGCAAACCCAUCGAGCUCACGCCCCUACCGCUGCUCAAGGACGUGCCGGCGCCGGAGCAGCCGGAGCUGUUCCUGAAGAAGCUGCAGCAGUGCUGUACGGUCUUUGACUUCAUGGACACGCUGUCGGACCUCAAGAUGAAGGAGUACAAGCGCUCCACGCUCAACGAGCUGGUGGACUACGUGACGGUCAGCCGGGGAUACCUGACGGAGCAGGCCUACCCCGAGGUGGUCAAAAUGGUGUCUCACAACAUAUUCCGGACCCUUCCGCCCAGCGACAGUAACGAGUUUGACCCUGAGGAGGACGAGCCGACACUCGAGGCCUCCUGGCCACACUUACAGUUGGUAUACGAGUUCUUCAUUCGGUUCUUGGAGAGUCAGGAAUUCCAGCCCAGCAUUGCCAAAAAGUACAUAGACCAGAAGUUUGUCCUACAGCUCUUGGAGUUGUUCGACAGCGAGGAUCCUCGGGAGAGAGACUAUCUGAAGACAGUCUUGCAUAGAAUCUACGGCAAAUUCCUGGGGCUGAGGGCUUUUAUACGAAAACAGAUCAAUAAUAUUUUUCUACGUUUUGUUUAUGAGACGGAGCACUUCAACGGGGUGGCUGAGUUGCUGGAGAUCCUGGGGAGUAUAAUCAAUGGUUUCGCUCUGCCUCUGAAAGCCGAGCAUAAACAGUUUCUGGUCAAAGUGUUGAUUCCCCUCCACACCGUCAGGAGUCUGUCCCUCUUCCAUGCACAGUUGGCGUAUUGCAUUGUACAGUUCCUAGAGAAAGAUCCAACAUUAACAGAACCAGUCAUCAGAGGCUUACUGAAGUUCUGGCCAAAAACCUGCAGUCAAAAAGAGGUGAUGUUUCUAGGAGAGCUGGAGGAGAUUCUGGACGUCAUCGAACCGACACAGUUCGUGAAGAUCCAGGAGCCGCUGUUCAAACAGAUCUCCAGAUGCGUCUCCAGCCCACAUUUCCAGGUUGCAGAACGAGCUCUGUACUACUGGAACAACGAAUACAUCAUGAGUCUGAUCGAGGAGAACUCCAGCGUCAUCCUGCCCAUCAUGUUCGCCAGCCUCUACAGGAUCUCCAAAGAGCACUGGAACCCGGCAAUCGUGGCGCUGGUCUACAACGUCCUGAAGGCCUUCAUGGAGAUGAACAGUACCUUAUUUGAUGAACUCACAGCCACUUACAAGUCGGACCGCCAGCGUGAGAAGAAGAAGGAGAAGGAGCGGGAGGAGCUGUGGAAGAAGCUGGAGGACCUGGAGCUGAAGCGGGGCCUUAGGAGCGACGGCAUCAUCCCGACUUAACGACGACGUCGCCGGCUCCCCUCCGCCUCCCUCCUCCCCCCUCCGCCUCCCCUCCACCCCCUCCUCCCCCAAACCAGCCGCCUCCUCCGGAUCGACUCGGAGCGCCGCCGGUUUCUUAACUGUUUAUUUUCUUAUGUUUUUUUUUUUCUCCUGUGUUUGUGCGACUUACUUUACAGUAGAUUCAUCACGUCUGUUUUCAUUAUUUCAACAGCACUGUAAAUAAUUAUUUUUUUCCUUUUUUUUUCUUUUUUUUCCCUUAAACUGAUAUUACUGCAAACGGAAAAAACAAAAGAAUAAUAAUAAUAAUAAAAAAGGAAGAAAAAAAUAGAAAAUGAGAAAAUGACUUGUGUGGGAGGGGGAUUUAAACAAAAACAAAAAAAAAAAAACAACUUUUUGGACUGUAGGACAUGAAACGAACUCUUGGAAAACAAAAAAACAACAAAAAAAAGAGAAGAUAGAUUGAUUUUAACUCUUCAGUACAGUCCCACAUGUCAUUUUUAUUUUCCUGGUUCUCCUCUUUGCAUUUCCUCUCGUCGCCUCCAUCUUUGUUUUCCCUCCUGCCUCCCCUGUCUCCCCCCUGAUCUCACCCUCCUGUAUGAAUAAACUCAACAGAACCACACAUUAAAUAACAACAGGGACUCUGGCUGUGUUUACAUGAGCGUUCAGUCAAAACUAGCAGCAAAUUCUGUCUCAAAAAACUCAAAUUUAUUCACAUAUUUCUGCAUCUGAGGUGAAUUGAAAUAAUCUUUAAAAUGUCAUAUUUUCAACCCUUAAACUUUUUUUUAAACGCGUUUCAAGUCCAAAAACAAACGUAUUUAAAGUUAAGCUGCUUAAUUAGUUGCCAAUUGUUUUAAUAAUCUGUGUAUUAAAGGAAAACAGUCGAAAAUCCUCUAAUUGCAGCUGCUUAAAUGUGAUUUUCUUACAGGUUUCUUUCCUCCUUUGUGGCUUAAACUGAAUAUUUUUGGGUUGUGGACAAAGCGAGACAUUUGAUCAAACACUAAUCGCCAUUUUUCUCUUUUUAAUCUGAAAAAUAAUUGUCUUCUACAUAUUUCCUCCUAAACAGUCUGCAGCGAGCUCCAGGUGUCUUAAAGUUAAACAGCAUCAACGGGUCAAAUGGCUGCGUGAAAAUGUUGAUUAAAUUUAUGAAAAUUAGUCAAGUUAUUCGGCAUUUUUUUAAAUUUCUGUGCUCAGGAAUCUUUGUUUUGCUUUGCUUUGGCGCCACCUGGUGGUAAAGAGCAGGUACAACACUGACAGGAACCUUUAAAAUCCAACUUUGAAUACUAAAAUACACCAAAAUCUUAUCAAUAUUUACUGCUCAGAAGUGGAAAAUGUAAGUUAAAUUCCAAACUGUAUGAAUUAGAUGCAGAAAAGUCAUAAUUCAAGUCAAAUAUUGUCCCUGAAGUUGCACCACUUUUGCUGUGAAACUCUUAUUUUUACAUUUUAGAGGCAUUUUUCUUCGGUAAAAUCCUAUGAGAAUUAUUCAAAUCCUGGUCAAAAAUCUUCUCAAACUUAUUACUUUACAUAUUACUUUAUCCUCUGUAUGAAGGGAUCAUUAUUUGCCACUACUUUGGUGCCACCUGGUGGUGAACAGCAGGUAGAACAUGAGCAGGAGACUGAAAAAUGCAACUUAAGUUGACGAUGAGGGGAGAAAACGGCUGUGAUUUGUACAUAAGAUGUGCAAAUUAGGAAAUUAAGUCAAGGUUUGACCCAAAAUUAGUAAUAACUGUGUUGUGAAACUGUUAUUUUCCAUUUUGGAGUUUAGUAUUUUACAGAAAAUUUGACUUUUUUUUUACUGUAAAAUCGUUCAGAAAUGAUGCACAGAAUUCAAACCCUGACAAAACUUUACUUUGGUGCCGCCUAUUGGUUAAAUAAAGGCAAGUACAACACCAGCAGGAGACUAAAAAUCCAACUGAUAUACAACUUUAAUGCUGAAAGAAGUAAAAUGUUAGAAAAUUUUAACUCCCACAAGAGUCUGAGGUGGAAAAAUAUAAAUUUAAGGCCAAAGUUGUAACACUGCAGCCUCAAAUUAGGAGUCUAAGUAAAUAUUUGACCCAGUGGUGUGCUCCACUUCUGGUUAUUUUCCAUUUAAGAGUUCAGUAUUUCACUUUUUGUGUGUUUCAGAUUCUGUUGGCAGUCAUUUAUUCGUCCACGUGGUUCCCUGAAGCCAACAUUUGUGCUCAUAUUAUGAAUCCAGACUAAAACUUCUGUCAAACUUGCUGAGGUGCCAUCUGGUGGUAAAUAAUGCAUCUGCAGGAGGCUAAAAAUCAAACUUAAACAUCAGAAAGCAAAAUCAUAUCAAUAUUUGACUCAACGGACUAAUUCGGAAAGAAAAACUGCAAAUUUUGGACCACAAAUUUGGAAUGUAAGUGAAGUUUGUGUGGGAUUUUUGUUUCUCUGUCAUUUAGCACCACCUGGUGGUAGAUGAUGCAUCUGCAGGAGGCUAAAAAUCCAACUUCAACGUGAUUUAAAUACAGCUGAAAAGUCAGAAUCUAUCAAUAUGUAACUGACGGGAAUAAGUGAGUAGAAAAAAAUGUUAAUUUAAGACCAAAAUUUGUGUAUUGGAUGCACCAAGUGAGCUAGGAUAUUCGGUUUUUUUUGCUUUGGCGCCGCCUGGUGGUAAAUGAUGCACCUGCAGGAACCUUAAAAAUCCAAUGUGAUCAUGAUCUAAAUACUAAAAUACACCACAAUCAUGUGACUAUUACCACACGGAACUAAAUAAUGUGGGAAUAAAUUGUACAUCUGUCUAUUGGACGCACAAAUUCAGGAUUUAAGAAAACUUUGUCGAUUAUUUGUAUACUUUAGCGUUUUAUUUCCAUAAAGUAACCAUAAAAACCCGCGUUUCGACCCUGAACGCUGCAUGUAAACACAUCCUCCUCGCCUCCUCCACUAACAGUCCUGCUCUCUCGUUGACUCCGCCCUCUCUCCCUCCUCACCUGCCCUCCAGGUGCGUCGGCCAUCAGUCUGGAACUGGUGCCGUCCGGCCACAGCGGGACUUUCAGCUACGAACACGGACACAAAAAGGAGAAAAAAAAACUGAAAAAAAGUCGCCAAAAAACCCUUCCUCUUCCUGUUGUGAAAAGACGAGCGCCCCGCCUCACCUGUCCUCACCUGUCCUGGUCCACGUCGCCCACCGGGGGGCGCCGCGUCGACUCACAGUAUUACAGCAGCAGCAGUGACAAAAAAAGAACCCUGUACAUUGUUAUUGAAUGCAGUACACUGAUAAUCUUGUAUCUUGUAGUAAUUUAGAUUUGUUUUUUGCGUAGGAACCUGUGGAGAGGAGUAUCCAGUAUAUAAAGAGGUAUUAUGGAACAAGACUUCCUGGUAUUUAUGAUAGUGUUUCCCCCUUUUAGUCGCUUUCUUUUCUGUCUCCCUCUUUGGUUUUUAUCUCAUUUUGGAUAUUUUGAUGAAGUUUCUUUUCACCAUUUUUUUUUUUUAGUGCAGGGAAGGGAGGGGUCAGGGCAGGUAGGCGGGCAGGAGGGGCGGAAGAGGGGAAGGCCCGGGGCAGAUCUAGUCGCCCCGCCGGGGGUAAAAACAUUUUUUUCUUGUUUUUUUUUUUUCUUCGACAGCAGAACCUCCCCCCUCCUCCCUCGCAGAAUUAAUGUGUGCUUUAGAACGGCCCAGAUAUAAUAUGAUUUAAAAGCUGAGAAAAAAAGAUAAAAAAGGGUUGGAGAAAUACAAAUGUUUAAUUAUUUUAAAAAAUAAAGAGAUAUUAAAUUAAACCUGUUUUGUGAUAAAGCCCA
Messenger RNA from Acanthochromis polyacanthus (spiny chromis), 5552 nucleotides. RefSeq names its product protein phosphatase 2, regulatory subunit B', epsilon isoform b (gene ppp2r5eb). Gene Ontology annotation, molecular function: protein phosphatase activator activity. Gene Ontology annotation, biological process: protein dephosphorylation; signal transduction. Gene Ontology annotation, cellular component: protein phosphatase type 2A complex; nucleus; cytosol. Bases 409 to 1812 code for a protein of 467 amino acids. NCBI's taxonomy places the organism in Eukaryota, Metazoa, Chordata, Actinopteri, Pomacentridae. The record is from RefSeq and is a predicted model, not a curated record. The transcript has 14 exons.